UCGCAGAACUUGGCGCCAAUUUGUGGCAGGCGAGAGACCAAAGUAUAAACAAAGGCACGUGAAAUUUUGAGUGUGUCUUUCCUCGCCUGUAUUUUCCUUCCAACAUGCCUGGCGUGAACGACUGGACCCUGGAGCCCUGCAAGGUGGUGGACAGGAUAUUCGAGGAGUGUGGAGCGGAGGGGCCUUGGAGGGACAGAGUCAAGCAGCACUUUGAGGCGGAGAUCAAGCAGCCGGCCGUUCUAGAGAAGAUCCCUUGGCUCAAUGAAUCGCCCCUACACCAGCUGAGGGGCGGCCAGCUGGUGCGUUUUCGUGGCAUGGUGCAGGACAUGCUGGGGAAGGAGUUUUUCUCAGACGUGUACGAGGUGACAGCAGAGGGUGGUGAUGGCGGUGGCUCGACAAGGCUCCUCCCUGGCCGAUACAAGGAUGUGGUGCAGUGUGGGGCAGGAGAGACCAUCGACGCCAGUGGGCCGCGCAGCCAGGCGGGAGACAGACUGGUGUACUACUGUGUCCCUGUACCUGGAGAGACUGACUGGGUGAAGCAGGUUUACCAGGACAGCAGCCCCGCCCCGCCCACUGCUGGCAGCUCACUGGGGCAGGCUAGGCUGAAGAGACCAGCAGGCACCAGUGGGGAGGUGGAGAGCAUGGAGACAGAUGAAGGAGAGGGAGAGGAGAGGAAGAGAGUGAGAGGGGAAGUGUGGGGGGCAGCGGGUGGUACUUCUGCCCCCUCCACCACCACCACCGCCACUACCUCCUCCACCACCACCACCACUACCACGUCCUCCACACCUGAUCUUAACUUCCCCCUGCCAGGCAUGAAGGGCACACCUGCACUUGUUAAGCUGUAUGAAGAUGAGGGAUUUACUCUCAAUCAAGUUAUAGAGGUGGUGGCGGUUUUGUCAGUCAGCCCCGCCCUCUCCCCCACCUCUCCCCCUCCCCUGCCAGCCCCCUUGACCUCUUGGGGGCAGGGGAGGGGCAGGGGGACACGGGGGAGGCAGGGGGUCACUCCUCCUCCCCUGCCUCGCUUGUGCCCAGGACUACAUUGCAUAACACACAAAGUCAUGAAACACACCAAUCCCCUCCUCUCUUCCUCCUCCUCCUCCUCCUCCUCCUCCUCCUCCUCCUCCUCCUCCGCCACAGAGUUGAGGGCGGCAAGGGCAGCCCUGAAGGAGGUGCUGGUGGAGGUGUGCUUAGGGGACGAGAUGGCUGCGGAACACCUGCUGUGUCACCUCCUUUCCGCUGUCUACGGGAGGCAGGAUGUGACGGUGCUUGGGAAGUACUGCGUUAACCUCUCAGGGGUGGACCAGGCACUGCAGCGACAAGGGUACUGCAAGUUUCUGUACCAAGUGGUGGCGUCCCUUGUGACUCAGGCCUUCCUGCUGCCCCUCACUCUACACAACAUUAAUAAAGCGGUGUUUGUGCCCAAGAAGAACUACCAAACAGACAGGCUAACGAGUGGAAUCCUCCAGCUACCUGACCACACCCACCUGGUCCUGGAUGAGACCUCGUUAGUGGAGGGACAGGUGGAGAGAACAGGUGUUGCCAACCUAACAGCACUGGGGAACAUGAUCAGCUGGCAAAAAGUGGAUUAUGAUUUCGAAUUCCACGUAAUUGAGCAGUUAACAAACCUACCUGUAUUGGUCGUUAGUGAGGGAAGGUCCAUGCUGCCCAGUGACGCGGAGGUAAAACUGCAGCCCAAGCGGAGGGAUGUGGAGGAGGCACGGAGGAAAGUGGAGCAGCUUCUCUCCACCACCUCCUCCCCCUCCACCCUGCCCCUCCUCCGCCAGUACCUCACCUCUGCCAGGCUGGGGGAGUAUGUGCUGCCGGAGGAGCUGCAGAAGCUGGUGCAAGAACAUUUUACAACAAGCAGAAGGAGAAAUGAAUCUUUUUCAGCCACAGACCUACACAGGCUAUUGAUACAAGCCAGGCUGCUGGCGCUCAGUCACGGGGAGACUCAACUAACCAGGGAACUCUGGGAGAAAGCGAAGGCUAUAGAAAACGAGAGGAAAGCAAGGCUGCCCCCUCCCACCUCCUCAUAAG
Messenger RNA from Scylla paramamosain (green mud crab), 2037 nucleotides. RefSeq names its product mini-chromosome maintenance complex-binding protein-like. Bases 105 to 2036 code for a protein of 643 amino acids. Lineage: Eukaryota; Metazoa; Arthropoda; Malacostraca; Decapoda; Portunidae. Gene Ontology annotation, biological process: DNA-templated DNA replication. Gene Ontology annotation, molecular function: chromatin binding. The transcript has 13 exons. The record is from RefSeq and is a predicted model, not a curated record.